This is a messenger RNA of Malus domestica (apple), 2557 nucleotides long. RefSeq names its product rab GTPase-activating protein 22. Gene Ontology annotation, molecular function: GTPase activator activity. The record is from RefSeq and is a predicted model, not a curated record. Gene Ontology annotation, biological process: activation of GTPase activity. NCBI's taxonomy places the organism in Eukaryota, Viridiplantae, Streptophyta, Magnoliopsida, Rosales, Rosaceae.
AGAGAGAGAGAGAGAGAGAGAGAGAGAGAGACAAAGAAGAAGACUUUCAAAGUAAAACAAACAAAGCAAAAAACCAAAUCAAAGCAGUUGCCUUUGCCAUUCAAUUCAUUCAUUCAUUCACUCUUGCGGUUCUUCAAUUGGGAGUAAAAUUAUUAAAUUUUAAUUCCCAAUUAAUCCCAACCUCCUCCUGCUCUUGCUCUCCCACCAGAAGCAGCGGAUGCAGCAGAUCACAAGGGCAUUUCUGUCAUUUACAACCCUACUCACAUGAUCCCCUCCGGUUCCGGGAACGCCUUCAUCUCCGGCGGAGGCGGGUUAUGGUCGGCGGCACCGUCGUACGUUGCCGUCGGCGUCACGGCCUUGGCUGGGCUCGCGGUGGUCGUGGCCGUGUUCAGCACUGCCACUAGGUAAACAAAGCUUUGAAAUUUAUCAGAAAAGCUCUGAAAUUUCUUGAAAAACGCAAACCCUUGAACAAAAAUUCACUGAUAAAUGAGAGCUCUACGACGAACUCAGACUUCCUCGUCGCCUUCGAGCUCGAAUUCAUCUCAUUCUUCGUCUUCGCUGUCGUCGUCGUCGUCGUCUUCGUGGAUUUAUUUGCGUUCGGUUCUGUUAAUCGUGUCCUCUUCCUCACCAGCUCAUUGUUCUUCCUCUGAUCGCGUUCGUCUUAAGUCACCUUGGUCCCGCAGGAAAAGAAAACAUGCCCUUUCAGCUCAGCAAUGGAGGCUUUUCUUUACACCAGAUGGAAAGCUUCGCGAUGGUGGAGUUAAGUUGGUGAAGAAAGUUCGCAGUGGAGGUGUUGAUCCAAGUAUUAGAGCAGAAGUUUGGCCAUUUCUCCUUGGAGUCUAUGAAUUAAACAGUUCAAAAGAAGAAAGGGAGAUAGUACGAUCUCAGAAAAGAAAGGAAUAUGAGAAACUCCGCAGACAGUGCCGCCGACUCAUAAAGCGCGAAAAUGAUAGCUCUAAGUUGAAUGGGGACGGUAGUAGAUUCACCCAUGAUACAGGUUCUCCCAGCUCUGAGGAUGUGGUUAGCGCCAGGGAAUCCCUUUCUAGUGAAGAUAAGAUACCAGAUGUUGAAUACUCAGAUGACCCUUCCAGUACAUUGUUGGAUGGAGAUGAUGAUGGUUCAAGAGAAAACACAAAUGCUGAUUCCAAAGCAGUAAACUCUGACUCGUCUGACUCGGAUUCCUCUGAAGAACCUGAGGUGAUUCAUGCUUUCCCCUCAUGUGAAGGGAGGGAAGAAAAUGAUCAUGACGUGACUUCCAAGGAUGAAUCUUCUCCCUUGAGGACAGAGGUCCAAUCAAAUCUAAACAUUGAGGAUUUUGCCACCUGGCAGCGGAUCAUACGCCUUGAUGCGGUACGGACUAAUUCAGAUUGGAUUCCGCACGCCCCAUCUCAAGCUGAAGUGUCACAGGAUAGGGCAUCACGUACUGCUGAGGCUGUUGGGUUGAAAGAUUACAGUCACUUGGAGCCUUGCAGAAUUUUCCAUGCUGCUAGACUAGUUGCUAUUCUUGAAGCAUAUGCACUCUAUGACCCCGAAAUUGGUUACUGCCAGGGCAUGAGUGACCUGCUUUCUCCUAUAGCUGCUGUAAUAACAGAGGAUCACGAGGCUUUCUGGUGUUUUGUCGGUUUCAUGAAGAAGGCUCGACAUAAUUUUAGGCUUGACGAGGUAGGGAUCCGAAGGCAGUUGAGUAUCGUUUCUAAAAUUAUCAAAUGCAAGGACUCCCAUCUAUACAGGCACUUGGAGAAGCUCCAGGCGGAGGAUUGCUUUUUCGUUUAUAGGAUGGUGGUUGUGCUAUUUAGGAGGGAGUUGACGUUCGAACAGACAGUAUGCCUAUGGGAGGUAAUGUGGGCCGAUCAAGCAGCCAUAAGGGCAGGUAUCGGAAAAUCUGCAUGGAGCAGGAUAAGGCAACGAGCCCCACCAACAGACGAUCUGUUACUCUUCGCCAUCGCAGCUUCUGUAUUGCAGAAGAGGAAGCUGAUAAUCGAGAAGUAUAGCAGCAUGGAUGAGAUUAUCCGGGAGUGCAAUAGCAUCUCGGGGCAACUCGAUAUAUGGAAGCUCCUGGACGAUGCACAUGACCUGGUAGUAAACCUCCAUGACAAGAUAGAGACAUCUUUCUCAUGACUGCAUAUUUCGGUAGCAUAGUUCGUUCUUAUGGUUCAUUCUCGGCAUCCUGUUAUUCGGAGCAUCCAAAUUCCUCGUUCCUUCUUUCCUCUUUCACAACAUAAGCACUUCGGGAGCUCACUCCGACCAGACUAUCUAUCUUCAAGCUUGCUUAAAAGUGGCGGUGUCAAAACUUUCGAACGAUUAACUAUUCAGAUUUACCUGCAUUGUAUUCUGCUCUGUUUUUACCGCGCGAUUCCACGAUUUGCAGGUAAAACUCCUGUAUUAGCAUUUACCAUUUAUCCGUUAAUGUAACCAUACUCCCAUACUGGAUGAGGAGCACAUUUUCAUGUGUUCCCAAAUUGUCCAAUUAGAAAUAAUACCAUUCUCCUAUAUAGGCCCUUGCAGUUCAGUGUUCCUUUGGUGGUUGGAUAUGUAAAUUAUUAUCUAGUUGGGGCUA